CUCAACGCGAUUCCAUUUGGUCUUCCAGAAUCUACCUCCAAAUUUAUGCCACGACAAUUAAUUACACUCUUUUAAUCUACACUAGUAACUCAUACUCGCACAGCCUCGCACAGCCAGGUACUCCUCACCGUCUUCUCAUACUCUCCUCGAAUCUUUCUUCGUCACACACUGUUCCCCUCCAACUUUUACAACCUCGGCCAUUAUGUCCACUGCUGUGGUCUCUGCUGAUGAUGGCCUCGAGCCGACCCUGCAGUGUAUUCUAGACCAGAAGACGCUGCGAUGGAUUUUUGUCGGCGGAAAGGGAGGUGUAGGCAAGACGACAACUUCGUGCUCUCUUGCUAUACAACUAGCUAAAGUCCGUCGCUCGGUUCUGCUCAUCUCGACUGAUCCUGCUCACAACUUGUCCGACGCCUUCUCCCAGAAAUUCGGCAAGGAGGCGCGAUUAAUAGAGGGAUUCUCUAAUCUAAGCGCUAUGGAGAUCGACCCAAAUGGAAGCAUUCAGGACUUAAUAGCCGGACAGGGUGAGGAAAAUAGCGAUCCGCUUAGUGGCGUGGGGGGCAUGAUGCAGGAUUUAGCAUUUGCAAUCCCCGGUAUAGAUGAGGCCAUGUCCUUCGCAGAGGUCCUCAAACAAGUCAAAUCCCUCUCGUACGAAGUCAUCAUCUUCGACACCGCACCCACAGGUCACACACUCCGUUUCCUCCAGUUCCCAUCCGUCCUCGAGAAAGCUCUCGCUAAGGUUUCCCAACUCUCUUCGCAAUAUGGGCCCCUACUUAACGGCUUCCUCGGAAACCAAGGUACACUUCCGAACGGUCAGAACUUGAACGAGAUGAUGGAGAAGCUGGAGAGUCUUCGCCAGACUAUUUCUGAGGUCAACACACAAUUCAAGGACGAGAACCUAACCACGUUUGUCUGUGUCUGUAUAGCUGAAUUCCUGAGUCUGUACGAGACAGAACGUAUGAUUCAGGAGCUAGCUAGCUACAACAUCGACACACAUUGUAUUGUGGUGAACCAGCUAUUAUUCCCCAAAAAAGGCAGCAACUGCGAGCAAUGCAAUGCCCGACGGAAAAUGCAGAAGAAAUAUCUAGAUCAAAUCGAGGAGCUAUACGACGAAUUCAACGUGGUCAGAAUGCCGCUUCUAGUGGAGGAAGUCCGGGGCAAGGAGAAGCUGGAACAAUUCAGCGAAAUGCUGAUCCACCCGUAUGUGCCCCCGGAGUAAGGUAUAUGCGGACUCCAUUGGGUCGUCUGGGGUUAGGUAGCGUGGCGUUACGAUGCCUUUGGGUCGUGAUAAGGGUGUCAUUCAAGGGAAAUAGAGGCUCAAACGAGACCAGGGUGCUAUUGGCAUAUGUACUCUAGUGGGAAGAUAUUACAUCGGUACUGAGCGUAUUGUGAUCGUCCUAUUUACAGCUCUAGCAUUGGAAGAAGGCAUGUAAUACAGUUAAUAUCAAUCAUAAGAUGCCCACACAUGCCAUUACAAUGUGGGGGAUGCGUGGUUAAGUCA
Molecule: messenger RNA, 1498 nt
Organism: Daldinia loculata
Lineage: Eukaryota; Fungi; Ascomycota; Sordariomycetes; Xylariales; Hypoxylaceae
Product: anion-transporting ATPase
Exons: 2
Coding region: 203-1216 (337 amino acids)
Biological process (GO): post-translational protein targeting to endoplasmic reticulum membrane
Cellular component (GO): GET complex
Molecular function (GO): ATP binding; ATP hydrolysis activity
Source: RefSeq, a predicted model, not a curated record